AUGGGAUCUAAAUUGUCAUGUAUGUCUAAACAAUCUGAAAAUAAUGGAAAAAUACCAAAAUCAAAGAAACCAAAAUUACUUACUAAAGAUGAAGCAACAAACGAGGUAGUUACAGUGACAACAAAGGUUAUUGAAGAUAAAUCUGAACCCCCUAUAACAACUGACGAAUCAAUCAAUAAUCAUAUUGUACCCAAUGAUAAUGAAACAAUUAAACUACGAUCUCAUAUAUCUAUCUUAGAACCAGCACCAUCUAAUUAUGAAUUACCUAAACCAUUAUCUAUGUCAUCUACAAUGAAUAUUUCAUCAAAUUCAAUUAAACCAACAUUAGAUUCAUCUACAUUUACUAAACAACUGAUUAUUAAUAAAUCAACAUUAGAUGAUAAUCAUAUUGCUCAACCGGUUGAUAUAAUAGCACGUGAAUUAGCUAGAAGUCAUAGUAAACCAGCAACAUGGAAAGAUUUAUAUUGGUCAUUAAUUGGUAAACGUAAUCUAAUCAAUGAUGAAUUAAAAGUUAAAGCAUUAUUUUCAUGGUUAUGUUCAAUACCAGUUGGUUCUAUACCAUUUUUAACUUAUGAUGAAUUACAACAAGCUGAACAAGAUGAUAUACAAUAUGCUAAAGAAGCAUUAAAGAAUAAAUCGAAGAAAUUAAAAUUAGAUUCACCAGAAUUUAUAUUGAAUGAAAUGUCAUAUGGUAAAGCAACAUAUCUUCAAGCUUUUGAAUCAUUAUGUCAUUAUUCAAAUAUACCAUGUGUAACAGUGAAAGGUUUAGCUAAAGGUGUUGAUUAUGUAGUUGGUAUGCGUUUAAAUGAUAUAAAUGAUCAAUUACAACAACAACAACAAUCAUCAUCAUCAUCAUCGGCAUCAUCAUCAUCAAUUAUGCAUCGAUUACAACAUGCAUGGAAUGCUGCUUAUUUAGAUAAUAAAUGGGCAUUAUUUGAUCCAAUGUGGGCAGCGCAACGUUUAGCUGUUAGUGCUAAUACACGUUUAUCCCAAUUAGUACAAACUGGUCAAAUGGAUUAUGAAACGGAUAUGUUUUAUUUUAAUGUUGAUCCAGCUAAAUUUAUUUAUUCACAUUAUCCAUUUGAUGAAAAUUGGCAAAUGUUAAAACCACCAGUUACAUUAAAGGAAUUUGAAAACAGUGUUCUAUUGAAACCAGCUUUCUUCCGUCAUGGUCUUGGAUUACUAUCACAUCAAGAUUGUGUUAUACUUGCACCAAAUAAACUUGUUAUAAAAUUAUCCAUGCCAAAAACUUUAACGGAUACAUUGAAAUUUACAUUCAAUUUAAAAUAUGAAGGGAAGGAUGAUAAUCUAGAUUUGCCAAAUCUAAGUCAAUUUGGAAUACAUGAAUUAUCAAGACGUGAUGCAACGGUUACAUUUCAUUUUCGUUUCCCAAAACCUGGAGGUUAUAAGCUUACUUUAUAUGCACAACGUAUUGGUGAAAAGUUAUUUGCAGAUAUAUGUGAAUAUCGUGUAGAAUCAAAAAUGAGUACCGAUUUACAACAAACAGAACCGGUUGCUAUGGAUACUAGUACUACUACUACUAUCAGUAAUAAUAAUAAUAAUGAUACUUCAAAACCAGCUCUUACAAUUCUACCAUUUCCUCCAACAUCACAAGGACAUUAUGGUCCAGCUGAAAAAGCUAAAGAAUUAGAUAUUAUUACUAUACCAGAAGAUUUAGAAACUCACUUAAAUUGUCAUACUGGAAUAUUAGAAAUUAAAUUCACAACUAAAGAUCCACAACGCAAGCUUCCACGUUUAACUGCACGUUUAAAAUCAUCAAUUCAUGAAACAUCAAUGCUUACUGAUUGUAUACUAUUGCGUAAUAUUGAAGCAACUUCAUCGGGUAGUUUAAUUUCUGCAACAAAUCGUUUAUCUGGUACACAAACUAUACAAGGAUCACGUAUUAAUAUGAUAAUAUUGACAGCAUAUUUACCAACAGGUGGUGAAUAUGCAUUAGAAGUUUAUGGUGCACCAGCUGAUUCAGAUGAAAAUACUUCAUAUUUCUUGGUUUGGCAGUUUUUAAUCAAUUCUGAAUAUGGAGUUCGAUUAUCUACUCCAGUUAGAAAACGUUUAGCUACAAUGAAUCUAGGUCCUCAAGAUGAAACAUGGUCUACAUUAGGCUUAAAAUUACUUAGUCAUGAUGAUCCUUUAAUUCAUGUUCCAACAGCUGGUUCUAUUGAAUUACGAAAAACUCGAAGUAAAUCAGAAAUUAUGAGUCAGUAUAUGAGUCAAGGAGAUAAAAUUAUGAAUGGUGUAUCUACAAAUGAUUCAUUAAUAGUUCCUACAACAUCACCAGAUCAAACAAAUGAAAUAGAUGAUGAAGUACAAGAUCCACGUAGUUGUGAUUUGAAAAUAAGAAUUUCCAAAGAAUCUCAACAAAAACUUUAUGUCGUUGGACAGUUUGUAGAUAUAAGUACACCAGAGGAAGAGGAUUGUACAAAUUAUCUAUUACAACAAUGGGAUGAAACUGAAGAACCAAAUAUAACUGAACAUUUAACCUAUUUUAUUCGUAUACCAAAAGGUGAUCAUUUUUAUAAAUUAUAUAUAUAUGCAAUACCAAUUAAUAAUAAUGAAUUACCACAAUCAUUACCAUUAGUUUAUACAUAUUUAAUUGAAGCACCACCACGUAUUAUGUCAUCUGAAAUACCAUAUAUUGGUGUAAAAUGGGGUGGAUUUCCUGAAAAAUUAGAACAACAACAACAACAACACCACCACCACCAACAACAACAAAACUACCUCCACCCCCAACAACAACAACAACAACAAAUAACUAUUACAUAAUUCUUGAAAUCGACUUCUGUUUUUUUUGUAAUUUUUUUUCGAGCGCCAUUUUAAUAUUGUAAAAAAAAACAAAACAGUAUGGUAUUAUUUUCGAAUAAGUAAUGAACUUGGAUUCAUGUUUUUGUCUUGUUUUUGCAAUUUCUUCUUCAUUGAUUUCGUGUCGUUGAUUAAGUGAAUGAUGAUGAUGAUGACUUAUGAAGACUUUCUGCUGUUGUUGUUGUUGUUGUGAUUGGUUCUUCUUUUUUUUCUUUUUUUUCGCUUGUUGUUUACUUCACAAGAUUAUUCAAUUUAAAAUUCUGUUUUGUUUGUUUUGCUUAUCAUUGAUUAUGGUUCAUUUGAUUGGUUGAUUGAUUGAUUGACUGAUUGGUUGAUUGAUUGAUUGAUUGAUUGAUUGAUUGAUUGAUUGAUUGAUUGAUUGAUUGAUUGAUUGAUUGACUGAUUGAUUGAAAUGAUCCAUUUAUUAGGUUCCAGCCAAAAAAAAGACAACAAACAAAAACAAUGAUCAGAUCUUUUUUAUAUGCUUAUUAGGAUCAUUUGAAGAUAAAAACGCUUAUAGAUAUUAUGUAAUAGUGACUUGUUUUGGUUUUUUUUGUUAUUUCAGUGCCUGUUUUUGCAGUAUGUUCAUGUGUAAGAAUGUUAAUGUGAUACUUUGUGUGUGUGUGUGUGUGUGUGUGUGUAAGUUGUUAUUCUUAUAUGCUUAAAAGUGACUCAAUGAAUUCAUAUUCAAUUUUGUUGUGUGUUUUUUUGUUUCUUUGCAAUUUAUUUCGAAGACGUUAUAACUUGUGAGUUUAUACCCUUAUCAAUAAUAUAAACGUAAUGAUAUCACCAAUUAGUGAUACAGUGAAUUAUCGACUGGAUCAAUGACGCAUAAAACAUAUAAGAGCAGUCUAGAGUCUUUACCGGUUCCGUUUCCUGCCUGACUUAGCCUGUCGGAAUACAGAAUACUGAUCUCAGGAUCUGUGAUAUGAAUCAUAUAUUUCAAACAUACUGGGUUUAUAUACUAGUUAAACAGACCACAUCAUACCAUAAAAUAGAAAACAAAAUUUGUACAAGAU
This is a messenger RNA of Schistosoma bovis, 3836 nucleotides long. NCBI's taxonomy places the organism in Eukaryota, Metazoa, Platyhelminthes, Trematoda, Strigeidida, Schistosomatidae. The record is from the annotation of a GenBank genome assembly.